ACGACGAUGACGGCCUCGCCAUUCCCGACGGUGCACAAGUGCUCGUCGGUGGACCGGAGCGACGACACGGUGGUGGCCGACCUGGACGGGACGCUGCUGUGCGGCCGGAGCUCGUUCCCGUACUUCGCGCACAUGGCGUUCGAGACCGGCGGCCUGCUCCGGCUGCUGCUGCUCAUCGUGCUGGCGCCGCUCGCGGGCCUGCUCUACUACCUCGUGUCCGAGUCCGCCGGCAUCCAGGUGCUCAUCUUCGCCUCCAUGGCCGGCGCCGAGGUGGCCGAGAUCGAGGCCGUGGCGCGCGCCGUGCUGCCCAAGUUCUACUGCUCCGACCUCCACCCGGAGUCAUGGCGCGUGUUCUCGUCGUGCGGGCGCCGGUACGUGCUCACCGCGAACCCGAGGAUCAUGGUGGAGGCCUUCCUCAAGGAGUACGCCGGCGCCGACGCGGUGCUCGGCACGGAGCUCGUGGUGUGGCGCGGCAGGGCGACGGGGCUCGUCGCCUCCCCCGGCGUGCUCGUCGGCGAGAAGAAGGCGGAGGCGCUCCGGCGGGCGUUCGGCGAGGUCAGGCCGGAGAUCGGUCUCGGCGACAGGAAGACGGACUACCCGUUCAUGCGGCUGUGCAAGGAGGGGUACGUGGUGCCGGCCCCGGCGCCGGGGCUCAGGCCCGUGCCGCGGGAGGACCUGCCGAAGCCAGUGAUCUUCCACGACGGCCGCAUCGUCCAGAAGCCGUCGCCGGCGCUCGCGCUGCUCACCGUGCUCUGGAUGCCAGUCGGCUUCCUGCUCGCCUGCCUCCGCAUCGCCGCGGGCGCGCUCCUGCCGAUGCGCGUGGUGUACCACGCCUUCACCGCCCUCGGCGUGCGCGUCACCAUCAAGGGCACCCCGCCCCCGCCGGCCAGCCUCGAGACGGGCCAGACCGGUGUGCUCUUCAUCUGCUCCCACCGCAGCCUCCUCGACCCAAUCUUCCUAUCCACCGCACUCGGCCGCCCCAUCACCGCCGUCACCUACUCCGUAUCAAGGCUGUCCGAGAUCCUGUCGCCGAUCCGCACCGUGCGGCUGACCCGCGACCGCGCGGCGGACGCGGCCAUGAUCCGGCGCCUGCUCAAGGAGGGCGACCUGGUGAUCUGCCCCGAGGGCACGACGUGCCGGGAGCCCUUCCUGCUGCGGUUCUCGGCGCUGUUCGCGGAGCUCACCGACGAGAUCGUGCCGGUGGCGAUGGAGAACCAGAUGAGCAUGUUCCACGGCACGACGGCGCGCGGGUGGAAGGGGCUGGACCCAUUCUACUUCUUCAUGAACCCGAGCCCGGGAUACGUGGUCACCUUCCUCAACAAGCUUCCCCAUGAGCUCACCUGCAAGGGCGGCAAGACCAGCCACGAGGUGGCCAACUACAUCCAGAGGCUCAUCGCCUCCACGCUCUCCUACGAGUGCACCAGCUUCACCAGGAAGGACAAGUACAAGGCGCUCGCCGGCAACGAUGGCUCUGUCGUCUCCAAGCCCAACAUCGACAAGAAGAAGGUCAUGGGUUCAUGA
Lolium rigidum is the source of this 1521-nucleotide messenger RNA. RefSeq names its product glycerol-3-phosphate acyltransferase RAM2-like. Lineage: Eukaryota; Viridiplantae; Streptophyta; Magnoliopsida; Poales; Poaceae. Gene Ontology annotation, biological process: cutin biosynthetic process. The record is from RefSeq and is a predicted model, not a curated record. The coding region runs from base 7 to 1521 and encodes 504 amino acids. The transcript has a single exon. Gene Ontology annotation, molecular function: glycerol-3-phosphate 2-O-acyltransferase activity; phosphatase activity. Gene Ontology annotation, cellular component: membrane.